AUGGCUGGAUUUGAUGAUGUUGGAGUUUUUUUUUCCGAUAAUUUUGGUGCUGAUAAUAAUAACGAUAUUGAAAAUGAUCAUGAUCUUAAUCGUGCAUCAAUUAAAAAAAAAUUUAAAAUGUUUAUCAGAGAAUUUCAUAUUAAUAAUUUGUUUAUUUAUCGAGAAAUGUUACGACGAAAUUAUAAUAGUCGAAGAUAUUGGAUUGAUAUUGAAUUAAGACAUUUAAGUGAUUAUGAUGAUAAUCUUUGUGAUAAUCUUAAAAAAGUUCCAGCUGAACUUUUACCAUUAUUUGAAGAAGCAGCAAAAGAAGUUGCUGAUGAAAUAACUCGUCCACGUCCGGACGAUGAUCUUGAUAUGCAUGAUAUACAAAUUAUGUUAAUGAAUGAUGCACAUCCACUUCAUCUUCGACAUUUAAAAUCGGAAUAUGUAUCAAAAUUAAUUAAAACUGUCGGUAUUGUUAUUGCAGCAAGUAGCAUACGAACAAAAGCGUCACAUAUUGCUGUACAAUGUCGAUCAUGUCGAAAUGUUAUUUCAAAUAUUAAAGUUAAACCUGGUUUGGAAGGUUAUGCAAUGCCAAGAAAAUGUAAUAGCGUAACUCAACCUGGUCAACCAGCAUGUCCACUCGAUCCAUAUUUUGUUAUGCCUGAUAAAUGUCAAUGUAUUGAUUUUCAAAUACUUAAAUUACAAGAAGCACCUGAAUUCGUACCACACGGUGAAAUGCCUAAACAUAUUCAACUUUAUUGUGAUCGAAAUCUUGUUGAUCGUGCAAUGCCUGGAAACAAAAUAACACUUGUUGGUAUUUAUUGUAUUAAACGAACUGUUGCAAUGAAAAUGAAAGGACGAGAAAAAUCUAAUGUUGGUACUCGUCAACCGUAUGUUCGUGUUCUUGGUACUCGUAUUGAUACGGAUGGUGUUGGACGUUCAUCAGCUCAAACUUUAACAACAGCUGAAGAAGAAGAAUUUGUUCGAUUUUCUCAUACACCUGAUGUUUAUGAUAUAAUUGCAAAUAGUAUUGCACCAUCAAUUUACGGUGCACAAGAUGUAAAAAAAGCUGUUGCUUGUUUAUUAUUUGGUGGAUCAAGAAAACGUUUACCUGAUGGAUUAUUUCGUCGUGGUGAUGUUAAUGUUUUACUUGUUGGUGAUCCCGGUACAGCUAAAUCUCAAUUAUUAAAAUUUGCUGAAAAAGUCUCACCAACUGGUGUCUAUACCAGCGGAAAAGGCAGUAGUGCAGCUGGUCUUACAGCAAGUGUUAUUCGAGAUCCAAGCUCAAAAAAUUUUGUUAUCGAAGGUGGUGCAAUGGUAUUAGCUGAUGGUGGUGUCGUUUGUAUUGAUGAAUUUGAUAAAAUGCGUGAAGAUGAUCGUGUUGCUAUUCAUGAAGCAAUGGAACAACAAACAAUUUCAAUUGCUAAAGCUGGUAUAACAACAACAUUAAAUUCUCGAUGUAGUAUUUUAGCAGCAGCUAACUCAAUUUAUGGUCGCUGGGAUGAUUUAAAAGGCGAUGAUAAUUUAGAUUUCAUGCCAACCAUUCUUUCACGUUUUGAUAUGAUUUUUAUCAUUAAAGAUGAACAUGAUGAAAAACGUGAUACUACAUUAGCUAAACAUGUUAUGAAAAUUCAUAUGAAUACUUUAACUACAGAGGAUAAUGGUGGUGAUAUGAGUAUUCAAAAAUUAAAAAAAUAUAUCGCUUAUUGUCGAAGUAAAUGUGGUCCUCGUUUAUCGGAAACUGCUGGGGAAAAGUUACGAAAUCAAUAUGUUGUUAUGCGUAACGGAACGAGUAUUUAUGAACGAGAAGUUGGAAAGAAAACAGCAAUUCCAAUAACUGUUCGACAACUUGAAGCAUUAGUUCGUAUAUCUGAAAGUUUAGCUAAAAUGCGUUUAGCACCAUUUGCUAAUGAAACAGAUGUAGAUGAAGCACUUCGAUUAUUUCAUGUUUCAACUCUUUCAUCAGCCGGUUCAGGAAAUUUAGCUGGUAUUGAAGGUUUUACAACACGUGAAGAUCAAGAAGAAAUUUCACGUGUCGAAAAACAAAUUCGACGUCGAUUUGUCGUUGGUUCACAAGUAUCAGAACAUGCGAUUGUUCAAGAUUUUAUUCGACAAAAUUAUUCGGAACGUACUAUUUACAAAGUUCUUCAUGCAAUGGUACGUCGUGGUGAUGUUCAAUAUCGUAUGCAACGUAAAGUUCUUAUUCGUGUCAGAUAA
Adineta steineri is the source of this 2199-nucleotide messenger RNA. The record is from the annotation of a GenBank genome assembly. NCBI's taxonomy places the organism in Eukaryota, Metazoa, Rotifera, Eurotatoria, Adinetida, Adinetidae.